This is a messenger RNA of Rattus norvegicus (Norway rat), 18507 nucleotides long. It is a transcript of the gene Cntn3, whose product is annotated as contactin 3. Gene Ontology annotation, cellular component: plasma membrane. The record is from RefSeq and is a predicted model, not a curated record. Gene Ontology annotation, biological process: neuron projection development. Lineage: Eukaryota; Metazoa; Chordata; Mammalia; Rodentia; Muridae.
CGGGGAACUGCGCGAAACCUUGCAGAACAGCGCGGACGGGGGCGCUGCGGCGAAGGCGGCGGCUCGCACGAGCGCGCACGGCAGCCCCCCGGGCUAGCCAGCGGCAGCGGCGGGCCGGGCAGGCGGGGCGGGCGCCUUGCAAGCUGGUGCAGCUAGAUUAAAGGAUUUACCUGAAGACAAAGCAUUCUAUUCAUCAGAGACUAGACAAGAGUUACUCUUGCUUUUGCCAAUUAAAGAUGAUGUUGUCAUGGAAACAGUUGAUCCUGCUUUCAUUCAUUGGCUGCCUGGCAGGUGAGCUUCUUUUGCAAGGCCCCGUGUUUGUCAAAGAGCCCAGCAACAGUAUUUUCCCUGUUGGCUCGGAGGAUAAAAAAAUAACAUUAAAUUGUGAAGCAAGAGGCAACCCUUCUCCUCAUUACAGGUGGCAGCUGAAUGGCAGUGACAUUGAUACAAGUCUGGACCAUCGUUACAAACUGAACGGAGGAAAUCUCAUAGUUAUUAACCCUAACAGAAAUUGGGAUACUGGAAGUUACCAGUGUUUUGCAACAAAUUCUCUUGGAACAAUAGUCAGCAGAGAAGCUAAACUCCAAUUUGCCUAUCUUGAAAAUUUUAAGAGCAGAAUGAGAAGCAGAGUGUCAGUUCGUGAAGGCCAGGGAGUGGUACUUCUCUGUGGACCCCCACCACACUCCGGGGAACUUUCAUAUGCUUGGGUCUUCAAUGAGUAUCCAUCAUUCGUUGAAGAAGACAGUCGAAGAUUUGUCUCUCAAGAGACAGGACACCUCUACAUAGCUAAAGUGGAGCCAUCUGAUGUGGGAAAUUACACAUGCGUGGUGACCAGCACUGUGACAAAUGCCAGAGUAUUGGGCUCCCCAACCCCUUUGGUGCUACGCUCUGAUGGUGUCAUGGGUGAAUAUGAACCUAAAAUAGAACUCCAGUUUCCAGAAACUCUUCCAGCAGCUAAAGGUUCAACUGUGAAGUUGGAAUGCUUCGCCCUAGGGAACCCUGUUCCUCAGAUUAAUUGGAGAAGAAGUGAUGGGAUGCCGUUUCCCACCAAAAUUAAGCUGAGGAAGUUCAAUGGUGUGCUCGAAAUUCCAAACUUCCAACAGGAAGAUACAGGCUCCUAUGAGUGCAUUGCUGAAAAUUCACGAGGAAAGAAUGUGGCGAGAGGACGGCUCACUUACUAUGCAAAACCUUAUUGGGUUCAACUCUUAAAAGAUGUGGAAACUGCUGUGGAGGACAGUCUUUAUUGGGAAUGCCGGGCAAGUGGGAAGCCUAAACCCUCCUAUCGAUGGCUGAAAAAUGGAGAUGCCUUAGUACUAGAGGAGAGAAUACAGAUAGAAAAUGGUGCCCUUACAAUAGCCAACCUCAAUGUGAGUGACUCUGGAAUGUUCCAGUGUAUAGCAGAGAACAAGCAUGGCCUCAUCUACUCCAGUGCUGAGCUCAAAGUAUUAGCUUCUGCUCCAGAUUUUUCAAGGAACCCUAUGAAAAAAAUGAUUCAGGUGCAGGUGGGCAGCCUGGUGAUCUUGGAUUGUAAACCCAGCGCCUCUCCAAGGGCACUUUCUUUCUGGAAGAAGGGAGACACGGUGGUGCGGGAGCAGGCAAGGAUUUCUCUUUUAAAUGAUGGAGGACUCAAAAUUAUGAACGUGACCAAGGCUGAUGCUGGAAUCUACACCUGCAUAGCAGAAAACCAGUUUGGCAAAGCGAAUGGCACCACCCAGUUGGUUGUGACAGAACCAACAAGAAUAAUUUUGGCACCUUCUAACAUGGAUGUUGCCGUUGGUGAGAGCAUCAUUUUACCUUGCCAGGUUCAACAUGACCCCCUAUUAGACAUAAUGUUUGCCUGGUAUUUCAAUGGAACUCUUACAGACUUUAAGAAAGAUGGAUCGCACUUUGAGAAAGUUGGUGGGGAAAACAUACUCUGGAUUUGGAAAGUGUAAAAUGUUUUCUCUGAGGCACUGGGAGAACUGGUAGUGGAGCUUCAAGGCCUGAACUGAUCUGUUUGUCUUAAAUGCUUUCAGAUGUAUUAAAUGCAAAUGCUUUCAGAUGUCCUCUUCCUUUCUCUUUCAUUUAUGAUGGAUCCAUUGUAGAAAUAUUAUAGAUUUUAAAGGAACAUUAGUAAUUGAAUAAUGGCUAAGAAAUGGACUCAUACAAUGCCUCUCCUUUGUGUCUGGGUUACAUCACUCAGGAUAUUUUCUACUUUCACCUAUUUCCCUGUGAACUCAUAAUGUUUCUUUUUAAUGGCUUAAUAGUAUUCUCUAGUGUAAAUGAACCACAUUUUCUGUAUCCAUUCUUCAAUUGAGAGACAUCUAAGUUGUUCCCAGUUUCUGGCUACUACAAAUAAAGCUGCUAUGAACAUAGUUCAGCAAGUUUCCUUGUGGGAUGGUGGAGCAUCUUUUGGAUAUAUACCAAGAAGUGAUAUAAAUGGGUUUUGAGGUUCAACUAUUCCCAAUUUUCUGAGAAAUAAGUAAGUUGAUUCCAAAGUGAUUGUACAAGUUUGAACUCCCACCAGUAGUGGAGGAGUAUUCUCUUUUCUCCACAACUUCACCAGUAGUGGGAGGAGAGGGAGGGCUGAUAUUGGGUUGUAAAGUGAAUAAAUAAAUAAAUAAAUAAAUUUAAUAAAAUAAAGAAAAUAAAUGCAUUUAUACUGAACAAAGGCUUCAUAGCUGGAUAUCUUUGAGCCCUGUCAAGCAAGGACAACCUGGUUGUUGAUUUGUCUGUUGAUCUUGGAGAUAGUCAUUCUGUUGGGCAGAUUUCAAAUCCCAGUCUUGGGUUUACAGACUUACAGUGUUGGGCAUCAGUAAAGCAGACAACCACACAAUGGCCAACUCAGUAUAUUCGUUUGACAAAGGUUUCUUACUAAAUAUAUGCAUAUGGGCAUGUAGCUAAACCAUGUUUCAGUGAUAUAUGUUAUUUCAAGUGAUGUCAUUUGUGGCUAAUCUCUGUUCUCCUAAGGGAUAUUCUUACAUACUAGAGUCCAGAACUUUAGAACAAAACCUUAUUUGGACACAGGACUUUUGUGGAAAUGCUGAUUAAAUUGCGACAAGAUUACUCUGAAGUAAAAUGAGCUUCAUUUCUUAUCAAUUAUGAUCGUAUGGGGAAAAUGCAGUUUGGACAGAGACACAUAAAGAAGAGAAAAUCAUGGACAGACAGACAAGGAAGAAUAAAUGUCAUGUGAUAAUAGAGACAGCUGUGUUCCCACAAAGCCAUGGGUGGCUGAAACCCUCAGGAAAUGGGAGAGUUCAGAAGACACCAACUCUAAGGAUUCAGAAGGGAACAUGGCUCUACCAGUUUUUUCACUUCAGACUUUCAGCUCACAGAAACUGGGAGAGAACGUAUGUCUGUUGUCUGAAGCCACUAUUGAUUUUUUGUUGUUGAUGUUAUGGCAAUCCUAGGAAAUUAAAACAUCUAAAAGAAAAAUAAUUCCCAUGAUAUUAGAUAAUAAGCUACAAAUAAGAACAGAUUGACUACCAUUCCUGUUUUUCUGUCAUCUGGCUUUAUUUAGUUUAAGGACAGCUAGUUUUGUAAUUGUUCUCCCUGUUUCAGGCUUUGAGAAUAUUUUCAAUUACUUCAAGCACUCAGCAUUCCUUUUAUCAAUGCUUUAAUGCCCACUUAAAAAUUAUAUCUCCUAUAUUCCAUAACAACAGGAAAAACAAGUGCAAGCAUUAUAAAUUAGCUCCCUCUUCCGUUCUGAAUCCCUAGUCAUACUGCCUAAGGUUGUAAAGAGGCUUGAGAAGAACGAAUACCUCCAGCUCCUUUCAUAAUGACUCAUUAUCCAGCUUGGAAAAGAAUUCUCUACACAAGUUCUCCUGGUUUAAAUUCUUAAAUGAAGAAUUCAACUUCAAGCAUUGGUAACCUAUGCCACAUCAUAAAAUUAUGGUUGUGAUUUAUCAUCUGGAUCGUUGUCUGUUGUGGCACUUUGUUUAGUUCAAGACCUUCAUUGUUAGUUAAUGCAUAUUUAACUAUGCAUUAGACACUCCGAAUCCAAAGAGGUUUGAUGAAAUGUGCAGAAAUGCUCAAAGGCUCAACUGGAUAGCUUAUACUUGUACAAGAGGAACUCAGAGAUGAGAACAUUUGAGUGGAUAAUGUAAUUUAACUCUUCUGAUUGACAGAGCACAGAUGGAUUGAACAGAAGACAUGAAGUCAUCUCUGAGAAGAGUCAAGUAUCUGAAAUAUGAAAGUUCAUAUGUUAAUGCCAUUCCUUGUCAAGUCGGUUCCUUCCACAACAUGAAGGUUCAUAGCUUAUGAUUGUUUUUAUUGACUUGUACCAUUAGUAACUUAAUAUUCUCGCAUCAAUAUGAAACAGUAAGCCAUAUGAAAUGACAUUGCCCUUAAGCACAAGCAAUUAAGUAAAUUGGUUUUCUGUUUCAUGGGAAAGGAAUUACAUAACAACCCCUGGCCUCUGAUUUCAUAUUCAUUGCAGCAUACACAAUACUUAGACUGUUUGCCCCCUUCACUCCCUGGUAUAUUAAUAGAUACAUUCAUCUUUUUUCCAAAAUAAUGUAGCAAAGAAGCUGAUGAGACAAGUGCAAGAGUUGCCUGGGAAGGUUUUUAUUCUAAGCAUUAUGUUGACAAUGGAAGGGGUAGUUUAAAUUACAGAAAAGAGAACUCAUAUAUUUGAACCAUCAUAUUCAGCUAGUUGCUUUUGGAAGUACACUGGGCAUCUGGUACUAGGUAUUAUUAAAAAAUAACACCCAGGCAAAAUUCAUAAUGUCAUUAAUUUCUAUCUCUGUUAUUGUAGGUUCAAAUACUAAACCAAAGGAUUCUAGCAUAGCAAUCACAGCCUUCUGUAAGGUUAGAAUGAUGUGUUUAGAUGCCAGAGAAUCAAAUAACUCUAUUAAAACAUGGAGCUAAACAAAGAAUUCUCAGCUGAGGAAUAUCGAAUAGCUGAAAAACACCUAAAGAAAUGUUCAACAUCCUUAAUCAUCAGGGAAAUGCAAAUCAAAAUGACCCCGAGAUUCCACCUCACACCAGUCAGAAUGGCUAGGAUCAAAAACUCCAGCAACAGCAGACUCUGGUGAGGAUGUGGAAAAAAAGGACCACUCCUACAUUGUUGGUGGGAUUGAAAUCUGGUAUAACCACUUUGGAAAUCAGUCUUGAGGUUCCUCAGAAAAUUGGACAGAGUACUACCUGAGGACCCACUCCUGAACAUACACUCAAAAGGUGCCCCAACAUUUAACAAGGAAACAUGCUCCCCUGUGUUCAUAGCAGCCUUAUUUAUAAUAGCCAGAAGCUGGAAAGAACCCAGAUGUCCUUCAACGAGGAAUGGAUAAAGAAAAUGUGGUACAUCUACACAAUGGAGUACCACUCAACUAUCAAAAACAAUGACUUCAUGAAAUUCAUAGGCAAAUGAAUGGAACUAGAAAAUAUCAUCCGGAGUGAGGUAACCCAAUCACAAAAAAACCCCACAUGAUAUGCAUUCACUGAUAAGUGGAUAUUAACCCAAAAGCUUGAAUUACCCAAGAUACAAUCCAUAGACCACAUGAAGCUCAAGAAGAAGGACAACCAAAGUGUGGAUACUUCAGUACUUCUUAGAUGGGGGAACAAAAGUAUUCAUAGGAGGAGUUAUGGAGAUGAAAUUUGAAGCAGAAACUGAAGGAAUGGUCACUCACGUCCUGCCCUACCUGGGGAUCCAGACAAUUUUGAUGAAGCCAAGGAGUACAUGCUGACAGGAGCCUGAUAUAGCUGUCUCCUGAGAGGGUCAGACAGAGCAUGACAAAUACAGACGCAAAUGCUAGUAGCAAACCACUGAACUGAGAACAGGGUCCCCAUUGGAGGAGUUGGAGAAAGAAUUGAAGGAACUGAAGGAGCUUGUAACCCCAUAACAACAGCAAUACCAACCAACCAGAGCUCCCAGGAACUAAACCACCAUCCAAAGACUACACAUGGACAGACCCAUGGCUCCAGCUGCAUAUGCAGCAGAGGAUGGCCUUGUUGGACACCAAAUGGAGGAGAAGCCCUUGGUCCUGCCAAGGCUGGAUCCCCCAGUGUGUGAGAAUUUCAUAACAGGGAGGCAGGACGGUGUGGGUGGUUGGGAGGGGAUAAGGGGAUGACAUUUGAAAUGUAAAUUAAAGUAUAUCCAAUAAAAAUGGGGAAAAAGAAAGAAAACUUAUUGAACAAAGUAUCAAAAGAAAGUAUAAUAAAAGAAAAGUUGUAUCUGAAUAUAUGCUUCCAUCCAUGCCCAUGGCACAAACAGAAGUCCCGUCAUCCAGUAAGCAACAAUAGCUUUCCCUUAAGCCCAGUAUGCCACACAAAUACAUUUUUAUAGGCAAUGUUAGGUAUGAAUGGAUAAAAUUGUGUCAUUUUACAGGAGACCUGGGGUGUUCCCAUUUCCUCUGUGACACUCACGGUUAAGUGGAUCACUUAGUUUUCUGUUUCUUUAUCGUGAUCUCUUCACAUAAAAUUUUUAGUUGUCUUUGUUGUAUUCCCUGACCACCAUCACCAUGAGAUCUGGAAAGCACUGGUUUUUCCCUGAGUGUUGUUUUCUCCUUUACAAGACAUAUCGAGAAAGCAUCCUAUGUCCUUGGAUGCAUGCAGCUAAGAAUGUAUGUGCCCACACAUAAUCACUUUUUCUUCAUGUAUGGAGAGUUAGAAGAUUCACAGACUAGCAAUACAUAUGUGGAGUAAGGUUCUUUCAAUUUUUUUUUUAACUCACAAGAUUUCAUCCCAUGCAUGCACUAAGAAUUUGAUUUGACUAUUUUUCCCAGGAAUACCACAUGCAUUUCUUGCCUUACUUUUAAGUACAUGUCAUAUUUCACCCAUCAGCAGCUCAAAGCCAAGAUAAGCAACAGAAUAUUGUUGGAAGUUAUCUGAAGAGUAACUGGGUCCUAGCUAUUUAAGGUUCAUUGUAGGGAUAUUCUAGUAUAUUUUUGUUUUGCUUAAAAGACGAGCCUGACCAAUAUAGAUGCAGAUACAUGCAGCCAAACAUCAGACUGAGUAUGGGGACCCCAGUGGGGAAAUUAGGGCAAGGACUUAAGGAGCUGAAGGGAUUUGCCAUCCCAUAGGAAGAGCAACAAUAUCAACCAAAUCGACUCCCCAAAGCUCUCAGGGACUAAACCACCAUCCAAAGAGUACACAGGGGGACCCAUAGCUCCAGCUGGGUAUCUAGCAGAAGAUUGCCUUAUCUGGCAUCAGUGGGAUGGGAGCCCAUUGGUCCAGUGGAGACUUGAUACCCCAGUGUUGGGGAAUGCUAGAGUGCUGAGGCAGGAGUCAGUGAGCAGCCUGGGGAUCAUCCUCAUGGAGGCAGGGGGAGGGGAAUGGGAGAUGGCCUUUGUGAAACUGAAACUAGGAAGGGGGAUAACAAUCGAAAUGUAAAUAAAUAAAAUAACCAAUAAAGAAAAAAGCGAUAUUUUGGACUUAAGACAUAUGAUCAGAGCGCUCUACAAAUAGAACCUUUUAAAACUGGGCACAGAAGGUGCUCACUAUCCAUUCACUGUGAGAUGCUUCAGUAUAUAUAAUGUAUAUUGUUUCCAAUAAACUUUUAUGCAAUGCAGGCUCUUUAGAAACGAAAGAUGUCUAGGAACCAAACAUCACGGUUUCACAAAUACUUUGUGGAAUUGGCUCUGUGAUAAAUUAGAAUAUGUGAAUGAAAGUCACUUGAAGCAGAAAGAAGAACACUGACAACUAAUCUGCCGUUCAUUUCCCUGGCUCACUCCAGUGUUAUUUAUUCUCCAAGGCCUGCAUUCUCAUUGUGCUAUAGCAGCUACACGUGAGAUGAGGCCUUAAUCUACUCUGCUCUCGGUACUCGAUAAGUUUGUUUUCCAGCAUGAUCUUUACUGUGUGAUACUAUGCCAUGGUCCUUGGGCUUAAUUAACUUCUUUGAAUUAUUUGGGUGUGAAAGCAAGGUCUUGGAAAUAGUGGCUAUUUCCAGUGUAAAACUAGACAUGUAGAAGAUAUGUGGAUCUCCAAUACCUAUCUAAGGAUAAACCUUGAUUCUAUACAUUAUUCAAUGUAACAUUCCAGGGUUUAAAAUAUAGCCUUAAACUGUCUUAUGUUUUAUGUGUCAUCCAUUUUCAAAGUAUUAGCUUCCCUGGAAGCAUCAUUAUGAGAAUGACACCACAAAGUAGAAAUCUACCAGAGAAAUGGUUGUAAUUGUCAGCUGGCUACUCCCUGACACAGUUCUGCCCCGAUGCUCUUUUGGAGUAGAAAGCUAGGAUUUUACAAAAUGCUAGGAGGAAUAUGUAAGUCAUGUGCAUAAAACUCUUACUAUGAAUGGAUUUCAGCAACCCCGCCAUUAUCCAUCAGCUAGUGCACCUUUCCACCUACUCCUUAGAAUUCAACUGGUGUCACUAGUAUCUUUUAAGUAAAUCAUUUACCAAGUUGAACAGUCAAAAUCCAUCUUCUAGUACAAGCCUUUGUGGGAUAUAUUUCAAUUCACAAGAAAAUAAGAAGGGAAAACCAAAGAAGUGUAGUGCAUCAUAUUAUAUUAAAACCUUUCAAAUAACUGUGUCUCAAUAAAAAAUCAUCAUCUAAAGUUAUGAAAGUCUCUACUACCUCCUUCCCAAGAACCAGGAUUCAUUGAAAAAGAAGAGGUAUAAUGAUUAUAAGGCUAGGGGAUGUGAAUGACUACAAGGAAAAUGUGUCUUCUAGACACAGCAGAGAGAUAACACAUGAAUUCAAGAGGUUGUAAUGGCAGACAUAAGACCUGUGCUACCUCAAGUCAGACAAAAUCCCAGUAAGGAGAGGGUAGCUAUGCAUGAAAUCCCACCCGUCACCAAGAAGCUGUUGGCAUAUCAUUUUCCGGUAAGAGCGGAUCCUCUGGUAAAGGUGACCAUGCUCUCCACUCUGAGACAGUCUGUCCAAGAAUAUAUAUGGGCAGCACAAGUUGGAAUGUAUGGAUGACAGAGGGGGAGAGAGGGGGGAGGGAACAGAGUUGGGUAUCUAGAAAGGGGGUAUGGCCUGGGAAAGAGGCAAGGCAUAUCGGAAGAGGCAAGGAAAAUGAUUAAAACAUGGAAUAUGAAAUUAUCAAGGAAAUAGUAAAAAUAAUUGAGAAGAAAAAUGUGGAAGUAUUUAGCAGAAAAUUAUAAAAUGGGAAAAAUACAAAAGGAAAAUUUUAAGUAAAGAUAACUCAUAGCAAAUUUUGUCAACAUACAUUAAAAUUGUAAUAACAUUCAUUUCUGCCUGAGAUGCUGAGUACAAAAUGGAUCCCUGGAUCUUGAGGCUCUAUGUCUUAGCAUUGAUGUAUACCCAAAGAGGCAUUUUCAUACCGGAGAGGCCAACAUCCCAAUAUUUGAUCAUUUGAUGAGUCUGAAUCACAGCUUGAGGUUGAAAUCCUGGAAAGCUCACUGAGAACUUUUGGUUGUUAGUGGUGGAGCUUAGGAAUACGAGUUCUGAUGUCUGCAGGGUAAUCAGCAAUAGCAGGAAUCAGGAAAGUCAUUUUGGAAACCUUUGACAAAAUACCUUGACAAAAGCAAUGAAGGGGAGAGAAGAUUUUGGCCCAGAACUUAGAGUUAUAGUUCAUCAUUGUAGAGAGGUGACAGGAACAAACUUGACACAACUGUGCUCAGCUCAGUACUCCUUCACUUCUCAAUCCCAUCCAAGAAUAUUGCCACCCAGAGUCCAUGGAAAUUCCCAUAUCAAUGUAAUAAAUAUAGUCCCCACAGGCAUGCCCACAAGCCAACCGAAUUUAGUCAGUCUUCAUUGAGACUUUGUAAGUGAUGCUAGAGUGUACCAAGCUAACAAUUAAAGCCUACCACCAUACAUAUGUAGACCAUCUUUACAGCCUACAGAAUGGUUUUACUGCCCUUAGAAAAGAACUACAUUUUGCCUGCUCAUCCUUCUUUCCUCUCUAACUUUUGACCACCAUGCAUCUUUUUUGCUGUCUCCAAGGUUUUGCUUGUCAAGAAUGUCAUGUAUUUGUUCUCAGGCUGUGCCUAUUCCUCUUUAAUUUAGAUUCAAUUGCGUACUGGUAUCUAUUUAAGGUAACUUUAGUUCUUAUCAUGACUUCAUGGUUCGUUUUUUUUGUUUGUUUGUUUUUUUUUGUAACAUCAGUAUAAUAUGCUACUCCUCAUACGUUACUUGCUACUUAUCUGCUCCUAUACCAAAGCAUAGCUAUUACUUCAUCUCUUUGUCAUUUAUGAAUAAAGUUGCUAUAAACAUGUAUCCGCAUGUAUUUGUGUAAAAGUAAGGUUUAAGUUUAUCUGGGUAAAUACCAAGAAGUACAUCUUAUUUUGGCUGCAUCUUAUCAUGAGACUGUUUACAUUUCAGAGACUUUCUAAAUGCCCAAAUAGAUACACCAUGAUCAUCUUCUUCCUCUCCAGCUUAUUAUUAUUAUUAGAUCUUAUUAUUAUGAAUAGGCAUGUGCUGCCCCCUGAUUGUUUAAGUUCAAAAUCCCCUAAUAAUGUACAAUGUUGAACCUAUUUGAUGUGUUCAUGACUUGUGACUUUUGUAUUUUCUUGAAUAAGAUGUUUGUUCUUUGUUUGCUUCAUUAUUUGGUGGCUUCUUUUCGCUUUUUGGAGUUGUAAGGGCUGUUUUGUAUGUGCUGCACUGAAGUGCAUCAUUAGCUCUGGCAGGUAUUCUCUAAGUCUGAGGAGUGACAUUUCAUCCUCUUGGUAUGUUUCAGAUAACAGUUAUUCACAUUGAUCAAAUUCAUUUUGCCAACCUUUAGUUCCAUACUGCUUCUGCAGCUGUUCCCAUAAAGCCUUUGCUAUAUCCUGGGUCAUCAAGAAUUAUCUUAUGUGAUCUUCUGUAAGUUGGAUAGUUUUCCUUUGAGGACUAUGAUCCAUUUUUAUUUCAUUUUCCCGCACAGCAUAAGGCCUGCAUCAGAAUUCAUUUUUUUCCAGUGAAUAUCCAGUUGUAGCCAUAUGAUAAAAGUCUACCCUUUGAUCCAUUUUACUGCCUUUGCUCUUUUGUCAGAUGCUGGGUGACUGUAUUCUGUGGCUAUUUCUGGAUUCUUUCUUCUGCUCUGUUGACCCUUUUGUCUGUCCUUCACCACUUAACCACCUUCUCUUCAUUUCUACAGCUUUAGAAUAAAACUUGGGGUUGUACUGAUGUCAGUGAUUCAGAUUCUGUUCUUAAAAACUGAGUUACCUUUUGGGGUCCUUUGCUUUCAAGUGUAAACUUUAAGAACAUAUUGUUGUUGCCAACAAAGUUGCAUCCUAGACUUUUGAUUGACAAUUGAGAUAGAAGAAGUUAAAAUUGUUGAGUUUCAUUAUUUUUGAGUGUAAACUAUGUUUCCAUUUCUUAUGUUCUCUGACCUCCUCCAUCAGAUUUUGCAGUCAUUCUUCAUAGUACUUGUGAGUAUGUGUUAGAAGUAAGCCUAAGUAAUUCAGUAUUUUGGGUGCAGAGAGAAAUAGUAAAAUUUGUUAUUUCAAAUAUCAUUUGUACAUUGCAAGUACAUAAGAAGUAAAUAACCUCUCCAUCAUUUAAAAGUUCUAGGAGAUUGUUAUUGAUUCUUUCAGAUUAUAUAGAAGACAUAUGUAUAUAAUGUGUAGAUGUCUGUCUCAUCUGUGACAUAACAUUCUAUUUCCUCCUUGCCAUUUGAUGCAUCUUUUAUUGUUUUUGCCUUAUUUUAACUUAAUUUCUAGUAGUAUUUUGGAACACAGUAAUGACAUCAGUGACACAGUUGCAUUGAUGGAAUCAGUUGCUAAUAUCUGUUUAAGGUUUAUGCAGAAAAGGGUGGGUGGAUGGGUGGGAGAAUACCCUCAGAGAAGACGGGAUGGGGGUUUAUGGACAGGAAACUGGGAACAGGAAUAACAUUUGAAAUGUAAAUAAAUAAAAAAUCCAAUUAAAAGAAAAAAAGAAACAAAAAAGAUUUUAACGUCUAUAUUUGUAAAAUACAUCUGCACGGUUUUCUUCCAGCCCUUUUUGUCUGGAUCGUAUAACCCUAACAUCGUAAUUUGAAAGUGUUUCUUUCACUUUUAUUUAGUGGAAAAAUUGUGGAGAAAUGAUGUCAUUUCUUAUGAUUAAAAGUUAUAUAGAAUUCACCCUUGAACCAAUCUCAUUCUGUUCUUUUUGUUGGGAGAUAUUCAUAUUUACCAAUUCAAUAAUUGUAUUUGAUAUAGGUUUAUUUUGAUUAUGUCUUCCCUCUUCUAUAAGAUUUGACAAGUUUUGUCUUUCAAAGAAUUGGUCCUUUUUUCCCUAGGCUAUUGGAUUAAUGUGCAGAGACUAAAAGUUUUCUUUAUUAUCCUUUACUGUCUCCAGGUGUUUUAGUGAUGCCCUCUUUUCUAACUGGUAGUACCAAAGCCUUUGUUUGCCUUUGUCCUGUUAGCCUGACUGUAGGCAUAUUGACAGUAUUGACCUCUUCAAAGGACUGGCUUUUGGCUUUGUUGAUUUUUUUUCUAUUGAUCUCCUGUUUUUAAUUUUACUGGGUUUUGCUCUGAUAUUUAUUUCUUAUAUUCUGCUUGCUUUAGAUUUAAUUUGCUCUUCUUUCUCUCAUUUUCUAAAGUGGAAUCAUAAAUGAUUGAUUUUUAGACCCUUGCUUUCAAAUAAGCAUGCUCGUUGCUUUGAAUUUCUCCUAAGCAUGACUCUUCCCAGAGCCAACAAAUUUGGAUAUGUUGUAUUAUUAUUUGUAGUCACUUAAAAUAUCUUCAUAAUGUUGGUUAUAUAUAUAUAUAUAUACAUAUAUAUAUGUAUACAUAUAUAUGUGUAUAUAUAUAUAAUUUAUUCACCAGCAGUUUGAGGAUUUUAGGUGCAUUCUACUAUGGUCUCAGAGCAGAGAUUUUUAUAAUUGCUAUACAUUUAAUUUUUAUCCUUAGUAUGUGUAUGUAUACUUGUAAGUGUACGUGUACUACAGCACACAUGUGUAGAACAGAUGAUACAUUUGUGGCAUCAUCUCUCUCCUUCCAACAUUAUGUUUGUUCUAGAAAUCAAGAUUAGGUCACCAGACUUGAACAAGAAGUUUUCCCUGUGAGACACAUUGCCAGCUCCCUAUGCUUUAAAUUUUAUAAGGUAUGUUUUAUGGCUCAGAAGAAGUUCUGUCUUGAUGAAUUUUAACACUUGAGGUGAGAAGAAUGAGUUAUCUGCUAUUGUAAGAUUAAGUGCUGAGUAGAUGCUAUUAAAUUCAUUGAACUGAUGGUGCCAUUUAAUUCAACUCUCUCCUUUGUUAAUUUCUACUUCCUAAGUAUGCAUUUAUGAUCAAGAAAUUUUGGAGCUUACUAAUAUAGCUUUGUGUCAAAUUUUCUCUGACAUGUCUGUCAAAUUUUAAUAUAUAUUGAACAUUCUUUUAUUAAACACAUAAACAUCACAGAUGAUUGUUUCUGCUUGGGAAGUAGACACUUCCUCACUACUUAUUAGGCUAUUUAAUCCUUGUAGCCUUCCCAGUAGCUUCCUGAAACUUUAACCACAAUGGUCCCUACAUAAUAUUUCUGCUUCCUCUUAAUAAUGAUUGUGUAUAUCAUUCAGUAUCCUUGGAGCUUAAAUGUGUAUGCAACAUUGUAGAUAUAGUAAGUUUCUUAUAGGCAAUGUAUAUCUAGGUCUUCCAUUCUGUGGGGUUUUGGUCUGUCUUUUAGUUAAUACUGUUAGGUUGUUAAUAUACAAAGAUAUAACUGGUAAAGUUAAAUUAACAUCUUGGCUAUUGCUACCAGUUUCCUAUCGCUAAUACUUCCUAUUUUCCUUUGCCCAGUUUAUCUGCCUUUUGUGGUUUCAGUGAACCAUUUCAGUGAUUUCAUUUAUUCAGUUCCAAGACUGAAUAUUAGUAAGCUUUCUGAAACUAAUAAACUACUUCCCAAGUUGUUGGUAUUAGGAAAGUAGCCUGGGAGGACUAUUAUGUUUCAGAGUCAGGGUCCUUCUGAAAACCUCUCCAUCCCAGCCACCUUGCCAGGUACCAUUCUGAGCUAUGUGCCUGAGCUGAAAACGUUCAGCCUCUAAAGAAAUGAAUUUCUUUUUCCUUUUUCAAUUUAAAUUCUCAAUUUACUUAAUGUUUUUAGGAGAAAUUCAGAUGGUCUACAGCAGCUGUGUCGGUCACAGGACAACUUUCUUCUACUAUGUCUAUGUAAAUUCUAGAUCACACAUCUUUAGACUACCUAGCAAGUACCUUUAGCCACUAAGACAAUUAUCUAGCUGGCCCCAAAUUUCUAUUGUUUAGAAAGUUCCCAAAUCAUAGUAUCCUGUUGUCACAGCCCAAAGACCACAAACUGUCAUUUAUACAGUGCUUCCUCCCCUACACACACAUUUCUAAGUGGUUCUCCUACAUUUGUAGUAUAUACUUGUUAUUAAUUCAAGCCAAUUUCAGAGUACUUCAAGUCUGCUUUGAAGUCUACUCUAUAGUAGGGUGUAUAAUAAAAUAGUCCUUUAGAGUAAUUUAUAACAAAACCCUCAUAGUAGAAUGAAGGUUCUUAUCAUCUUAUCUUAUCUGUAUUUCUCCCAUUAUUCUCAUGUUUUAUUGUCAUUCAAAUCACUUGGUCAUUAACAUACAAGCAUACAACAGUACACAUACUGUCACACACAAAUUUUUACUGAUGAUUUAAUGCAUUAUUUCCUUUCACUUGAAUAAUUUUUGAAUCAGUUAUGUAUAACAAAUUUCCUUUCAUUUUUCAAGUAUGUGAUGUAAGUACAUGUGUUUUUUCAUGUUUAUGAACACAGAUGCACAAGGUGUAAGGACCCACUGGGAGACGUUAUCUAAGAACCUUCCUCAGUCACUCUUCCACCUUGCUGAAGUAACGUUUCUCAGUCAAACCUAGGGUUCCAAUAUGGCUCAUCUUGCUAGGUAGCAGCUCUCAGAAGCUCCUGUCUCCACUUCCCAAGGCUGCAACUACAAGCAACCACCAUGUCUGAUCUAUAUUUUUAAUAAUUUAUUUAUUUUAAAUGUGACUCAGGGUGUGUGUGUGUGUGUGUGUGUGUGUGUGUGUGUGUGUGUGUGUGUGUGUGUAUGAAUUGCAUUUCUAGUACACAUGGAGGCUUUUAAAGAAUAUCGGGUCCUCUGGAACUCGAGUUACAGAUAGUUGUCAGUCAUCAUGGAGAGGCUGGACAUUAAAGCCAGGUCGUCUGGAAGGGCAUCUCAUGUUCUUAAGCUCGAAGCCACCUCUCUGUCACCCAAUCUACAUUUUUAUGUGUAUUACAGAUAUGUAGCCAUUUUGCUUGUAUGAUAAACUCUGUAACUCCUGUGCCACCUUCCCAGUCCUAAGAAAGCCAACUACUUCAUUUAAUCUUUACCCCCACACCAUUGCUGCUCUUUCUUUUCUGUGUAGAUUCAGGCUUCUACCCUAUACAUACUCUUCUUCUCUCUAAAAAGAUUUUGGCUUUCACUACUUUUAGUGUAUCAUGAGGAAUUUUAUUUACUCCUCCCUUUGCAAGAGGCUCCCCCAGCAGUAGAUUUUAAGAACAGUACAUUCCUCUGUUGCUAUUUACUUUUGUGGCAUUGGUGGUUUUAUCUCCAACCGUGAAAUAUUCAGUGCUUGUCUGUUCUGGUUUCUAAGAAACAGAUGUAAUCCUUAUCCAUUUCUCUAUGGGGAAGGAGCAUAGCUCUUUCCUCCCUAGCUUCUUGCAGGAUUAUUUUUGUCAGUUUUUGAAAGUUGAUAUAUUAUACAUAAGUGUGAUUUCAGUCAAGUUUUAUUUUGUCCUUUGCAUUUACUCUGCAAGCUGUCCCUCGAGUCUUGCACUAUGUUGUCUGACAUGCCCGAGAGGAAUUUGCAGUCAAUGGUGUUUCAAGACUUUUCUUUCUCAUUUCUCUUCGUUCGGCUACUUCUGUUCCAUAUCUGUGACACAUCCUGUUCUUAUAUGGUAGCUCUUGAAAAAUCACUCUAAAAGUCCAUCUAAAUUUUUUAUUUGUGUGUGUGUGUGUGUGUGUGUGUGUGUGUGUGUGUGUGCGUGCGUGCGCGCGCGCCUAUACUGAAGCAUUUGGAAACCAGAGGAUAAUAAAAUGUCUUUGCUCUGUCACUCUCACCCUUUUCCUCUUAAACUAAGAACUCUUGACCAAACCUAGGCUGUAGACCCUGCAAUUUUUUUCUAGGCUGGCCAGCCAACAAAACCCAGGGACCAGCCUUUCUCUACCUUCCUACAUAUAUUGUUAAUGAAUGACAGGUAAACAAAACUUCUUUCUUUGGUACUGGAAAUUCUAAUGUGGGUUCCUAUGUGUAUAGAGCAAGCAAUGUUACUAAUUGAAAUGUCUCCUCAGACUUUUUUUUUAAUUCCAUUUUUAAAUUCCUUUUUAUGACCUUAAGCUUAUCUGUUCCCUCCUGAGUUUCAUCAUUCUCUAAUGAGCCCAUAAAAAAGUCACUCUUCAUUGCUGUUACAGUAUUUGAGCUCUGUAACAUUUCUGCUUAAUUAAUUCAUGCAUACGUGCAUGCUUAUUUUUAUCAUUCAAAUCUUCAACAUGUUGAUCUUGGUUUUGAUAUUACUAGUCUGAUAAUUCUAACUCUCAUUCUAUAUGCAAUUUUUCAGUGGCUUCAGACUAAUUCCACCUGGGAAUAUGUCACAUAACUUAUUGUUGGAAGAUAAAAGUGUUAAAAUGACAAUAGAGAUAGUUGUAAGUCUUUAAUAAUAUAGUUAUAAGAUGUAGGGGUUUCUAUAGUGUUCCAUAGUUCUAUCCCUGGAGUAUAGGCUUCACUUUUCUACAUUUUCUUCCUGUUACUUGGGUCUGGAUGUCUGGGGAAGAGUAGAGUUGGCAUUUCACUUCCUCAGGUUGACUGGAAUCUGAUAAACCCCAAGCAUCAGUCUGAUAGAACAGCUGCUCCUGAAAGCAGCCACUCUUAAGGACAAACCAGAACUCUGAUACUAUUCCUUGUCCUGGCUCGUUCCAGCAAUUUAACAAGAUAUUUUUCUUUUGAUGGUAACUGGGAGGGCUCCUGAAAGAAAAACUAAGAUUUUUGCUGGCUACGUCUAACAUUUUUUCUACAAUGCCCCACAUUCACUUGAGUUAGUAGCUCUGAGCACCUAGGACUAUGUCAGUUACAGUUCAGGGUUUUUCCCACAUGACGUUGGUUUCCUUGGUGAUUUUGGCCUGUGGUUUUCUGCUCUGGCAGGUAUAAAGCUCUAGAUCAGUGUGUUGCCCUCUCAGCUUGCCCUGUGGCCUCAUUUACCUGCUGCAUCUAAGAAAGUUGUUAUUUUUUGAAAUUUCAUCAGCUUUUUCACUUGUUAAAGUAAAGUAGCAGUUUCUAUACUCCUAAAGUAGAAAAAGCAGAAAUCAGAGGUUUGAGUAAAGGGCUUGCCUUUCAAUACACAUGUCACUUCAUCAUGUGAGUUGUAUUGAUCACAUUGUGUUAGAUCUUUUUCCUUCUUUUUCAUUUUUAAAAACCUUUUAUUGGUCCUUUGUGAAUUUCACAUCAUGCACCCUAGACCCACUCAUCUCCCCAUCCCUUUGCUUCUGUUCUCUGCCUUUCAACCUCCAGAAAAGAAUAAAAAACAAAAAUGAAAGUAAUAUUAAUUUAAAAUAUCUCAUCACGGAAGUGGCAGUGUGUCACACAGCAUACUCUUUUGUCCAUGCAUCUUUACGUUCCAAAUAUUCACUGCAAUGACUCAUUUAUCGGUUUUGAAGCCUCUGGCUUCUGCUACGCCAUCAACACUGAAUCCUGAUGAAGACUUCUGUCACAUAUCAUGUUGUUGCUCUGUGUCAUGGAAAUCCUGCUGCUUUAGAUCUGUGGGACCAACCCCUUCACAGGCUCCAGCAGUUAAUAGACUGGGUAGAUAUUGUGGUGGGGCCAACUCAAGGCCUGGAUCUGUGCUGGGGUUUGGUGGGAGCCGAGUGAGAACUCUCCUGCACCUACACAAUGAGGAUGGACUCUCCAGCACUACCCUGGCUAGCUCAGUCGAUGCUGCAGCUAGCAAGGGGUGGCUCUCCUGCUCUCAGGCUUUUUGGGUUGGCUCACCAUGCCCAUACCAUGAGGGCCAGCUUUUCUGUGCCCAGCUGAGGCACAGCCACAAGGGAUAAGGCAAGCUCAGCCUGUGGGAGGAGGGUCAGUCUGAGCAGCAGUUAGAUAUCAUCAUGGUACUAGGCAGCAGCCCAGACCAGGGAGUUGCAUGGCCUUUUGUGAUAAACAUAGGUCUUGCAUUUCAACACGGAUCCCUGCUUCUGCAUGGCCAUGGACCAAGGAAUGACCCUCAGCCACAGCAUGGGCCAGGAUAUCACCAUGAACUCAGGUGGCAGGGCAGCCUAUCAUAUAGGAUGUUCCUGUCUAUCCUCAAAUUUCCAGAUCCAUCUGCCUCUUUUCACAGAGCUCAAACUGUUUUCCUUCUAUUUCUCUCCCACUCACAAUCACAUAAUUGCACAGACAGUGAUUCCUGCUGAGGGUGGCCUAUGAGACAGGGGAGACUCUAUGUGGCUUUUUAUUGUUAUGGUUGUUGUUGUUAAUAUUGCUUAUUUUUGGUUGGCUGGUUGUUUUGUUUCCUGGUUGGCUUAUUUGUUUGUUUGGUUUUUGAGGGUUUCUCUAUGUAGCCUUGGCUGUCCUGUAACUUGCUAUGUAGACCAGGCUGACCUCAAAUUCAUAGAGAUCCAUCUGCCACUGCCCCCCACCCCCAGGUUCUGGAUAAAGGCUCUGUCUGUUAGCUCUUAUAUUCCAGUUUCAGAAAGAAAGUCACUUUAUGCUGUAAAACAUAAGAUUUAAUGACUCCAUUUAACUGAUCUGAAUAUAACUAAGAAAA